Molecule: messenger RNA, 2184 nt
Organism: Zingiber officinale
Lineage: Eukaryota; Viridiplantae; Streptophyta; Magnoliopsida; Zingiberales; Zingiberaceae
Product: squamosa promoter-binding-like protein 16
Exons: 3
Coding region: 686-1879 (397 amino acids)
Cellular component (GO): nucleus
Molecular function (GO): DNA binding
Source: RefSeq, a predicted model, not a curated record
GUAAACCCUAAAAAUAACCACGGCAGAACAUCUCCAAGCUGUCAUCAUCAUCAGCCCAUUUGCUUCCUCCCUCUGGCCCUGCUCAGCCUUUGGCUGCUCUGCUCUGGUCUGCUCUGCUCCACUUCAAACCAUUAACCACUCCCAUUAUAACUCACUUCUCGCAAGCCUCCACCUUUACUGCUACUGCUGCUCUUCUCCUGCCAAUAAUUGCACCUCAAUCCUCUGCCGAUACUCAAAACUUCUUACGUGAUUGUGAUUGCCAAUGCGAGCAGCGCCGAGAGAGUUGCUUGCUGCUGCGACCUGACUCCUCUUCCUUCUCCCUUUAUCCAUCCUCCGCAGGUACGAACCAGGUGCUGGGGGGAUUCAAAAUUUUGUUUUUCGCGAUGAUCUAGGCUCGACCUGGUGUUGCCAUAUGCCCUUUUCCUCGUUACCUUUGCCAAGUUCUUGUUUUACGAGCUGUUUCCUUGGUUGACACACUUCAAUUCUUGUUUGUCUGUCUGUGUUUUGACCUAGCUUCUCAUCCUUUGGCAUCUCCUUGCCGACUGAGAUCCGGCCUCUUUUUCGUGUGUUGGCUAAGCUCGAGUGCUUUCUCAUGUGGCUUUGUGGAGAGGGGAAAAAAGCAAAGAUUUGGAGGUUUGUUGUGAGGGGAUAGUGACAAGAGAGGGAAGAAUAGGAAGUUUUUUACAUGGACUCGGAUCUGAAGAUGCCUCAAUGGGAUUUUCCUGAAUUGGACCGUGUUACCGAAGCAAACCUUGUCCCCAUGUUAGAUGGAUCACAACUCGGUUCUCCUCAGCAAUUGAUGGUGAAUGGUGUGGAGUGCUCUGUUGAUCUCAAGCUCGGGGGUUCAAGUGCCUCCGGCCGCAGAGAACAACCAAGUACAUCGACAGUGACGGCGAUCACCACAGUGUCUUCGUCUGGCCUGUCGAAGAGGCAGCGAUCACUAAGCAAUGUAGCUCAGAUUGCCUCGUGCAUGGUUGAUGGAUGCAAAGCCGAUCUUAGUAAGUGCAGGGAGUAUCACCGUCGCCACAAGGUCUGUGAGGUUCAUUCGAAGACUCCGGUAGUUCUGAUCGGAGGCCAAGAACAACGAUUUUGCCAGCAGUGCAGCAGGUUUCAUUGGUUAAUAGAAUUUGAUGACAUAAAGCGAAGCUGUCGUAAGCGUCUUGACGGGCACAAUAGACGUCGAAGGAAACCCCAUCCGUAUUUGCCGAAUUCAGAAACCAAUUCUUUUGGAUGUGCAGGAAUCAGGUUUUCAGCACAUUCUCAAGCCUUUACGACUGCAUCGAUAGAACCAAAUUGGUCUGGAAUUAUAAAAUUCAAAGACGAUACGGGAUCCACGCAUCACACUGCAUCGGAUCUGUUUGACAGGAACCUCUCUUUUUCAAAUUCUUCUCAUAGCUACAACAAAGAAAGGAAGCAAUUCCAAUUCCCUUUCUUUCAAGAGAGUGAGAGCAGCCUCAACAACAUGACAGCAAUCGGAUCUUUUGUUCCAUCGGUUGUAGGCGGCGGCGGCAGCAGCAAGAUGUUCGCCAAUGGUCUAAGCCAAGUCUUCCGAUCUGAUUGUGCUCUCUCUCUUCUGUCAUCACCAAAUCAGACAUCAGGCAUCAACCCAAGCUCCAUGAUGCUAUCAUCCGAUCAGGUCUACAUCGGCCAGCCUCUCAUUGCAAGUACGCAGUAUGGUAAUCUCACUCAGUGCUCUCACUCCACUGCAUCGGAAGCCAUUUCUCCAGUCAGAUACUCGUGUUCGAGCAUUGAAAAUGUGAGGACUGUCUUGGUUUCGAAUGCCGAUGCUGCUGGUGUUCAUUGUCAGGGUAUAUUUCGAACCGGCAACGAAGGGUCUUCCGAUAAGAUAUCUGAAGCUCUUCCUUUCUCAUGGGAGUAACUUGGCACUGGCUUGAAAAACCACUUCUGAAGCCAAUGUUCUUGGACUCUUCGAUGGUCAAGCUAUGUUCAUUUUGAUUCAUACCAUCGGGUCCAUAACUGGCUUUUCGAAAUCAAUGUUUUACUACAUGAUGGAUCUCAGAAAUAUAUAUUAGAAUCAUCUAAGAAAAUUCUUAUCUAAGGAAAUAUAAUUAAUAUGGCAGUAAAAUAUGGUGGUAAAGCUUUGGCUUUUGUAUUGGCUUUGUGUUCAUUGAAGUGCUUGCUGGUUGUGUUUUGUUAAAGGAAACUAUUUCAGUUACAAUAGAA